Penicillium bovifimosum is the source of this 1443-nucleotide messenger RNA. Its product is annotated as Histidine phosphatase superfamily clade-2. Bases 1 to 1443 code for a protein of 480 amino acids. Gene Ontology annotation, biological process: dephosphorylation. The record is from RefSeq and is a predicted model, not a curated record. NCBI's taxonomy places the organism in Eukaryota, Fungi, Ascomycota, Eurotiomycetes, Eurotiales, Aspergillaceae. Gene Ontology annotation, molecular function: phosphatase activity. The transcript has a single exon.
AUGCGAUACUCAAUUCAGUCCAGCCUCUUGUUGGCUGCCACUUUGUCCCCCGUGGUUGAUGCCGAACGUGUUUUGGGUGCUUAUAUCUUCGCUCGUCAUGGUGAUCGUACCCCCAAGGUGUUCGGUAACACUCAACUGACCGACCUGGGCUACCGGGAGGUCUUUGAUGUCGGAUCAUUCUAUAAUAAGCGAUACAUCUCGUCGGAGUCUUCUAAGCAGAUCGAGGGGAUCAGCGCCGAUGUCGUCAACCCAAAGCAGAUCAGUGCCUCUGCUCCCUCAGAUGCCGUGUUGCAGAACUCAGCCACUGGCUUCCUGCAAGGCAUUUAUCCUCCCGUAGGGAAAGCGGCUUCCCAAACCCUGGGCAAUGGAACCUCGGUCGAAGCACCGUUGAAUGGAUACCAGCUUAUCCAGCUGACAGCCGCUACUACAAGCAAGAACGCCGAGGACGGGAUUUGGUUGCAGGGCUCUAGUGGCUGCCAGAAGGCGAUGGUGAGCAGCAAUAACUACUUCAAGUCAGACAUGUAUACCGCACUACUGUCUUCUACUAAAAGCUUCUACCAAUCGCUGUCACCCAUGCUGGACGGCGCCUUCUCUUCGGCUGAUAUGACAUUCAAGAAUGCCUACACCAUUUUCGACUACUUGAAUGUUGGCAGAAUCCACAACUCUACCAGUCAAUUCCCACACAAGUCAGACUUGACCGACGAAGUGUACCACCAGCUGAUUGCACUGGCUGGCAGCCACGAGUUUAAUCUGGCCUACGACUCCUCCGAUGAAGUGCGUGCUAUUGACGGCGCUGUCCUUGCGGGUGAGAUUCUGGCUGGUCUCGGCGAAACCAUCACUACCAAAGGCAAAUCCAAGCUCAACGUCGGUUUCGGCUCCUAUGGUACCUUCUUCUCUCUGUUCGGCCUGAUGCAGCUGCCUGCUGCAUCCGUCGACUUCACCGGAAUCCCCGACUACGCCUCUUCAAUGGUCUUCGAGCUGGUGACGAAUUCCUCCGGCACGGACUUCCCCGCUGACAAGUCCGACAUCAGCGUGCGGUUUAUGUUUCACAAUGGUACGAUCACGGGCUCAUCUGAGCCCACCGCAUACCGUCUGUACGACCAGAAAAGCGAGCUUCUUUCCUGGGAUGAGUUCUCUUCGAGAACCAACGAGAUUGCUGUAGGCUCCGACGACGAGUGGUGCGCGAAGUGCGGCAACACAGACGGGAAGUGCUCUAGUUUUGCCAGUACUAGCAGCAACCCCGGCUCUGCCGAUACCUCUGGCACGGGCGGGUCGGGAAUGUCCCUAGCUGUGGCGGGCGUCAUUGGCGCUAUGGUCACCCUUGCGGUGAUCCUUGGUUUGCAAACCAUUUUCUUCCUUCUCGGUGGAUUCCGCAUCACGAAGCGAACCAAAGCUAGUGCUGAAAGUUUGUCUACCGAUAUCGAAGUGGAGAAGGAGGCUUAG